Scatophagus argus is the source of this 1143-nucleotide messenger RNA. Lineage: Eukaryota; Metazoa; Chordata; Actinopteri; Scatophagidae. The record is from the annotation of a RefSeq genome assembly.
AUGGCUAGCAUUCGCAAAACCCACCCACUACUAAAAAUCGUAAACAACUCCCUCAUUGACCUCCCCACCCCCGUAAAUAUCUCUGCAUGAUGAAACUUUGGCUCCCUAUUAGGACUAUGCCUAAUCGCCCAAAUCCUAACAGGACUAUUCCUUGCCAUACACUACACCUCUGAUAUCGCUACAGCAUUUUCAUCCGUCGCACACAUUUGCCGAGACGUCAACUACGGGUGAUUAAUUCGUAAUCUUCACGCUAACGGAGCAUCUUUCUUCUUUAUCUGCCUUUACCUACAUAUUGGACGAGGCCUAUACUACGGUUCUUUCCUCUAUAAAGAAACAUGAAACACAGGUGUAAUUCUCCUCCUUCUGGUCAUAAUGACUGCCUUCGUAGGCUACGUCCUGCCUUGAGGACAAAUAUCCUUUUGAGGGGCUACCGUCAUCACAAACCUUCUAUCCGCGGUCCCUUAUGUUGGCAACACGCUAGUCCAAUGAAUUUGAGGGGGAUUCUCAGUAGACAAUGCCACCCUCACCCGUUUCUUUACCUUCCACUUCUUGCUCCCCUUCAUUAUUGCAGCCGUCGUUAUACUGCAUCUUCUUUUCCUACAUGAAACAGGCUCCAAUAACCCUCUUGGCCUCAACUCAGACACAGAUAAAAUCCCAUUCCACCCCUACUUCACCUACAAAGAUCUCUUAGGCUUUGCCAUCGUCCUUCUCGCCCUAACCUCCCUAGCCUUAUUCUCUCCAAACCUCCUGGGAGACCCAGACAACUUUACCCCCGCCAACCCCUUGGUUACUCCACCACACAUCAAGCCAGAAUGGUACUUCCUGUUCGCAUACGCUAUUCUGCGUUCAAUCCCUAACAAACUAGGGGGAGUUCUGGCACUUCUCGCCUCAAUCCUAGUCCUAAUGGUCGUUCCCGCCCUCCACACCUCUAAACAACGAAGCCUGGUUUUCCGCCCUUUCACCCAAUUCCUAUUUUGAACAUUAAUCGCUAACGUUGCCAUCCUUACUUGAAUUGGAGGCAUGCCCGUCGAGUACCCCUUUAUCAUUAUUGGCCAAAUCGCCUCCCUGCUCUACUUCGCCCUUUUCCUGCUUAUUAUCCCAUUAACAGGAUGGCUAGAAAACAAAACCCUUUCAUGGGCCUAA